Bipolaris zeicola 26-R-13 is the source of this 609-nucleotide messenger RNA. RefSeq lists its product as uncharacterized. The coding region runs from base 1 to 609 and encodes 202 amino acids. Lineage: Eukaryota; Fungi; Ascomycota; Dothideomycetes; Pleosporales; Pleosporaceae. Gene Ontology annotation, biological process: mycotoxin biosynthetic process. The transcript is spliced from 4 exons. The record is from RefSeq and is a predicted model, not a curated record.
AUGCACGACGUCGGUGUUACCUACAAGCAGUUGCAAUUUAAUGGCUCGCUCAUGGUGUCUAAUCCAUAUCGACUAGACGCAGGUGCUGAAGUUGAUGCAGCAUGGAAGUCGUUGGGUGUGGACUACCAUGCGGUGAGAGUACCGGCAAACGAGGCACAGCAAUCUGGUCUUGCAUUGGAUCAAGUCCAGAUCAAGGAAGAAUAUGGCGGUGGAUACCCUGCACACGUAGAGGGGUUGCACCAUCUACAUUGCUUGAACUUGUUGCGCAAAUCUCUAGCCUGGAAUAUCAAUUACUAUCACAAGCAAGGCCUGGGGCCUUUCUCCAACGAUGCAAAUGUCCUAAAACACCACACCACACAUUGCCUCGAUAUCCUGCGACAGCAACUCAUGUGUGUCAUGGAUGUCGGAGUUCUUGGCCAGGUGUGGUAUCAGCCGCCUGGUAAACCGUUACAAGCGUUUGUCGAUUUCAAUACUGUCCACACGUGUCGUAACUUCGAUGCAAUCCGAGACUGGGCGGAGAAGCACCAGUUGCCAGAUGUAAAAGAUACACCCGAUGAUUUCCUCGCUUUACCGAAGGAGGGCGAUCGAAUCUAUCACGAAGUCCCCUAG